UAGCGCACGUAGCCAUCAAUGCACCUCUGCGAGUUUGACAAGUCUCCACUUCCUUUUCGGUGUGAAAUAAAAAACAAUCGAGAUGGGUCGUAUGCACGCUCCUGGCAAGGGUAUUUCCCAAUCAGCCCUCCCUUACAGACGCACUGUGCCAUCAUGGCUAAAACUGAACUCUGAAGAUGUCAAGGAGCAGAUCAAGAAGCUCGGCAAAAAGGGUCUGACACCUUCUAAAAUUGGCAUCAUCCUGCGUGAUUCACAUGGCGUUGCCCAGGUCCGUUUCGUUAACGGCAACAAGAUCCUGCGCAUCAUGAAGUCAGUGGGUCUGAAACCCGACAUCCCCGAGGACCUGUACCACAUGAUUAAGAAGGCCGUUGCCAUCCGCAAGCACUUGGAGCGCAAUCGUAAGGAUAAGGACGGCAAGUUCCGUCUAAUUCUGGUCGAGUCCAGAAUUCACCGCCUGGCCCGUUACUACAAGACGAAGAGCGUUCUGCCACCAAACUGGAAAUAUGAAUCCAGCACUGCUUCUGCUUUGGUUGCCUAAGUUAGUGGAACCACACCAGUGGUGUUUUGUUUUCUAUCUCCCAGCAUUUUUUAUACAAGAACCAACUGUAAUAAAUCUGAAAAUGUCCAAAUAGAAACACAAUUUGAAUAUA
Scaptodrosophila lebanonensis is the source of this 650-nucleotide messenger RNA. Its product is annotated as 40S ribosomal protein S13. The record is from RefSeq and is a predicted model, not a curated record. Gene Ontology annotation, cellular component: nucleolus; cytosolic small ribosomal subunit; ribosome. Gene Ontology annotation, molecular function: small ribosomal subunit rRNA binding; structural constituent of ribosome. Gene Ontology annotation, biological process: translation. The transcript has 3 exons. NCBI's taxonomy places the organism in Eukaryota, Metazoa, Arthropoda, Insecta, Diptera, Drosophilidae. The coding region runs from base 83 to 538 and encodes 151 amino acids.